Cuscuta campestris is the source of this 3184-nucleotide messenger RNA. Lineage: Eukaryota; Viridiplantae; Streptophyta; Magnoliopsida; Solanales; Convolvulaceae. The record is from the annotation of a GenBank genome assembly.
GCCACGAUUCAAUUUUCGUAUUUUCCCUUUUAUAGAACCAACCUCUGCCCUUUUCUCCUCCCUCCGCUUUCUCUCUCUAGCUUAUCGGUAAACGCCGGUAACCGCCACCGUCGGGACUUCUUCUCCGGCGGGGAAUUUCACCAAUUACUACGCAGAAGCAUCUUCCAUUUGUCAUCUGACUGUAGUUUGUGGGAGAAUUAGCCUACUCGGACGGCGAAAGCGUUCUGAUCUUUUGUUUCGACUCGGUUCGUUCUGUUUCAGGAGAAUGCCGCGUGCCUAAGGCAUUGUUUGGGCGGUUUUUUGUUCUAGAUCGUGAUCUAGGCCUCUGGAUCGUUUUAUUACCGCCUCGUUGUUGGCCCUUUUUUCCGGCGACGUAUGAGCUCGAGCUUAGACGGACUUCAGUGAAGAGGUGCCUCGGAAUGAGAUGGUGGAAGAAAAACUUGCAUGUGAAGAGAAGUUAAUUUGGUAUUUUUGAAGGAUAAAGGGAUUCAUCAAGUGAAAUCUGGAACAGUGGAUGAUUUUGCACGUUCUUAUAACCCAAUGAGCAGAUGUGGAGGAGACGCUCUUAGAGGCCAUGGAACUUGUGGGUUGAGGAUACCUGGCGGCUUAGGCACAUACCCACAGUCUGCAGGUGCAUUUAAUAAAAAAAACUCUUUCUCAAAAUACAAGGUUUCAAAGUUUGAAACAUCAAACCUGGAUUGGAUUGAUACAAUUCCAGAGUGUCCAAUAUAUUAUCCAAGUAAGGAGGAGUUUGAGGAUCCCUUAGUUUAUCUUCAAAAGAUUGCUCCAGAAGCUUCUAAAUAUGGUAUAUGCAAAAUUGUGUCCCCCAUCACUGCUUCCAUCCCUGCUGGUGUGGUUUUGACGAAAGAGAGAGUUGGAUUCAAGUUUACAACCAGAGUGCAACCACUCCGUCUAGCUGACUGGAAUGCAGAUGACAAGGUCACAUUUUUUAUGAGUGGGAGGAACUACACAUUUCGUGAUUUUGAGAAGAUGGCGAACAAGAUUUAUGCUCGAAAGUUUUGUAGCGCUGGAUGCCUUCCUUCAUCAUAUUUGGAAAGAGAAUUUUGGAAUGAAAUAGUACAUGGAAACACUGAGAGUGUUGAGUAUGCAUGUGAUGUUGAUGGUAGUGCCUUUUCGUCUUCUCCGAAUGAUCAGCUUGGGAAAAGUAAAUGGAACCUGAAGAGGCUCUCUUGGCUUCCCAAAUCCAUAUUGAGACUUCUUGAAAAAACAAUCCCGGGUGUUACUGAACCAAUGCUUUACAUUGGAAUGCUAUUUAGCAUGUUUGCAUGGCACGUUGAAGAUCAUUUCCUGUACAGUAUAAAUUAUCAUCACUGUGGGGCUACAAAAACUUGGUAUGGCAUUCCUGGUCAUGCAGCGUUUGAUUUUGAGAAGGUUGUCAGGAACCAUGUAUACAACAAGGACAUUUUGUCAGCUGAUGGCGAGGAUGGCGCAUUUGACAUCCUUCUAGGAAAGACAACACUGUUUCCACCUUAUAUCUUGCUAGAACAUGUUGUUCCUGUGUAUAAAGCUGAGCAAAAUCCCGGGGAAUUUGUCGUGACAUUUCCUCAAGCAUAUCAUGCAGGGUUCAGUCAUGGUUUUAACUGCGGUGAGGCUGUGAACUUUGCGAUUGGCAAUUGGUUCCCUGUUGGUUCAAUUGCUUCCCAUCGUUAUGCACUUCUUAAUAGGCUACCCCUCCUUCCCUUUGAAGAGCUUCUAUGCAAAGAAGCAAUGCUUCUUUCAAGGAGUUUGGAACUUGAAGAUCAUGAUUUCCUAAUGGAUGGCAUGAAGUCUUAUCAUUCAAUAAUAGCAUCUUUUGUCAACUUGAUGCGGUUUCAUCACUUUGCUCGGUGGCAUCUGAUCAGAUUGAAAGCAUGCACAGACAUAUCUCUAGUUUCACACAGUACCAUUCUUUGCAGCAUCUGCAAACGUGAUUGUUAUGUGGCUUACAUUAAUUGUAUGUGUUACUCGCAUGCAGUGUGCCUUCGCCAUGAUCCUAGGUCACUUCAGCUACCAUGUGGAAGAAGAAGAACCCUUUGUUUAAGAGAAGAUAUUUUGAACAUGGAAGAUGCAUCUAAGAAAUUUGAGCACGAGGAAGUGGUAUUGUAUGAGGUUCAAGAACUGUUAAAAAAGAGUGAAGAUUUUGCUAUCCUCCUGAAUUUGUUUCCAGAAGUCAACGAGGGCAUGGAUUAUGUUCCAUACUGUGACUUGCAUUUUGAAUUUCCUGGGGAAGUUGAUAGUCAGUUAGACAGGAUAGUUAACAACCAUCAGCCGUGCAUGGAAAUGGAAACUUCAAUUUCUGAAGCUAUAAUUCCUGUUUCGGUUUCUGAAGGUUUAUUAUGUGCUGACAUGAAUGCACAGAAUUCGGGGAAUAGAAAUUUAGUUGAUCGAGAUGACAGUAAUUCUGAUACAGAAACAUUCAGGGUAAAGAGACGUUCUAGAUUGGAGCAACGCCACACCCAUGAUUCCAUUGCUUGCCGUAACGUAAACCAGGGAUCCAAACAGCUAAAGAAGCAGAAAUCUUAUGCAACACAUUGUUCUGGCAGAAGUUUCACAUCCAGUGCGACUCCCAAUCAAUCAAAGGAGUUUGCUCCUUCGGCUCCAAGAGACAUAACAUGCAAAAGUAAAGACAAAUUGGGGAAUAAGGAAUCCAUAACGAAGCACAGAAGAGAUGGUAUUGGGUCAGGUAACACUGUUAAGGAGUCAAUCCCUAUAAACACGGGGCCAAAGAGACUUAAAAUCCGUGGUCCGUCAAUUUUAGGACUUGAAAGUUCUAGAACGGGCUGAGCUGCUAAUAAUCGACUCUGCUGAAUCUAUUGUUAGAAUCUGUUUUUUCCGCCAACAUGCCAUGCCUAGAAUUUCAAACUUAGGUAGCAUUUGAUUAAAAAAACAACAACAUUUAACCGGAAAAGCAUAGGUUAGAGAAGGAUUCUUUGUGCAGGCCUCUAAGUGGGGCAAAUUGCAUGGUGGUGGCACUCAGGGGGUGAAGGUGUUCUCCCCCAAUAUUUCAUAGGAGAACCCUUUGGUGUCCUUUACACUUGCUGAAACUCGGUUUUGGGUUUAUUAGCCAGCAGAGCCUUUAAUGGAGUAUAAUAAUUGUAUGACACUUGUGACCCCAUUCUUGAGAGGAUGAUGAUUAGUGGUUCAUUAUUGCAGUAUGCUUGAUAGCCAAUUCUUUGACCAAAGU